UGUCUCAGUGCCUGCAAAGCAUGACGAUCGAAUGCGUAUCGUCUUUUUCGUGAAUUAAAAAAAAAAACAAACAAUUUUUGCUAACUGAUCUAGUUCAACAUUACCUUGUGUUUCCCGUAAAAAGACAAAAAUCAAAUAAAAAAAUGAGUUCAGUGACACUUUUAUUGAAAUCAAUCGUCUCGUACGUGCUAAUUUUGUUCUACAACCUGCAAGUUCUCUUCGGGCUCGGACUUUUGUUCAUCUUCAAAAACAAAUCGGAAUUCUGGGAGCCCAAACCGAGACCUGACCCUCCAAAAAAUUUAACUGACAAGGAGCAUGGCGACCACAAAUUCAUCGAAGUUAACGGCAUCCGGCUUCAUUACGUGGAAAAGGGCGACAAAUCCAAACCUUUGAUGCUCUUCGUGCACGGAUUUCCCGAAUUUUGGUACAGCUGGCGACAUCAACUCAAAGAAUUCAGCAAGGAUUAUUGGUGCAUCGCUCUCGAUAUGCGCGGCUACAACGAAUCCGACAAACCAAAAGGCAUCGAAAAUUACUCAAUCGACUGCAUGACAAGCGACAUUCGAGAAGUUGUGCGAAAACUCGAUCGGGAAAAAUUUAUUUUGGUCUGUCACGAUUGGGGAAGCGUCAUCGGAUGGCAUUACGUUACCAAGCACAUGGAUACCAUCGAAAAGUACAUUUGCAUGGGAGCACCAAGUUUGCCUGUGAUAAAUCGCAUGAUUCACUCGUCAUGGAAACAAUUUCGAAUGUCAUGGUACGUUUUCUUCUUCCAAAUGCCUUGGUUACCGGAAACCUCGGUGCGACUCUUUGACAUGAAGUCACUCGAUUUUAUCGGGCACAACAGCACAGAAGUCACGAAAGACGACAUCGAAGUGUACAAACAUGUUUUUGGCAAGGAAGGAGCUUUGACAGGCCCAAUAAAUUAUUAUCGAGCGAAUUUCUCGUUCAACAAGGAAUUUGACAUACCAAAGCCCGACAAAUUCGCACCCGGAUUGUACUUAUUGGGAGAGCACGAUUUGUACAUUAGCAAAGGAUCGGGACCGUUACUUCAGAAAGAAUUUAAAAAUUUAGAAUUUAAAGUCGUUGCGAAGGCGAAUCACUUUUGCCAACAAGACAAACCGAAGGAAGUCAAUGAAAUGAUGCGAGAAUUUUUGUCGCAAAAGUAUUAAAUUUGUGUAUUUUGUAGAUUUUCGUGAAAAUUUUUGUUAAAAAUUAAAAUUUCUUGUUUUGUAACGUAAAUUGAAUUUAAAUUUUAAGUGAGUUCAUUCAAGAAAAUUCAUUCUUAUAAGAAAUUUCGUUGAUUAAAAGACAAAAAUUAUUUUUGUAA
Messenger RNA from Culicoides brevitarsis, 1324 nucleotides. Its product is annotated as epoxide hydrolase 1-like. Gene Ontology annotation, molecular function: hydrolase activity. Bases 144 to 1166 code for a protein of 340 amino acids. NCBI's taxonomy places the organism in Eukaryota, Metazoa, Arthropoda, Insecta, Diptera, Ceratopogonidae. The transcript has 3 exons. The record is from RefSeq and is a predicted model, not a curated record.